AUGUUGAAUCCUUUAGCUCAUGAUUUUACACCCAUAUCAGCCUUUUCACCCGAGGCUCCUUCACAAGAACAGCCAAAGACUCCACCACCUCCUAAGCGGAAAGAGGAGCAAUCUAAAAAGAAGCAAACAAAACCAAAGGCAACGACGACUACCAACACAUUAUCCACAUCCACAUCCACAUCCACAUCUGCGGUAAAAGGCAAAAAGAAAGAUACGCAGGCGAACUCCAAAAAGCAGCAGCAACAACAUCGUGAUUCCAAGAAUAAGCAUCGCAGCGCUAAAACAACACAUGACAUACCAAACCAUGUUAAUACCACUACUACUGCGCCAUCUGAUCUAUUUGCAAAGGAAUCUAAAUUUAUAACCAUCGAGGCAGCCAUUGAUCCUAUCCGACGUAUCAAGGAAACAGCACACGCCAACAGUCUACAGCAUCAUAGACAAUCUAUCAACAAUGAUAAAUACCAGGUUGAGCAUGGAUAUGAACAGUACAUAGACUGGAUCGAUAGAUCACUACGGCUGUUUGACACUGUGACCUUGGUUGGCAUGGGUAAUGCAGUAGUAGAUAUUGUUUCCUUGGUAACCAUUUUACAGGAUCGAAGAAUAGGGGUGCAUGAUGGUAAUUUGUCAUCUUGA
Molecule: messenger RNA, 633 nt
Organism: Mucor velutinosus
Lineage: Eukaryota; Fungi; Mucoromycota; Mucoromycetes; Mucorales; Mucoraceae
Gene: CBF5
Product: centromere/microtubule-binding protein cbf5
Exons: 1
Coding region: 1-633 (210 amino acids)
Molecular function (GO): nucleic acid binding
Source: RefSeq, a predicted model, not a curated record